Molecule: messenger RNA, 2874 nt
Organism: Carica papaya (papaya)
Lineage: Eukaryota; Viridiplantae; Streptophyta; Magnoliopsida; Brassicales; Caricaceae
Source: RefSeq, a predicted model, not a curated record
CUUGCCCCAAAAGAAGAGCAGUUGAGGAGACUGUGCAGAGAGGAUAGCUUUUUUCUUGCUUUCUUAUCAUUUAUUUAUAUUUUAUUUUUUUCUUUGGUCUCUUGACCCUUCUUCUUAUAACUAGGUAUGGUUCUGAGAUUUCCCACUCUUUCAUGUCUCUAAUGGCAAAUAAAAAUUUAGACUUUUUCAUGUUUUUGCAAUUUUUUUGUGGGUUUGAAUUAUUAUUUUUGGUAAUUUUUGAUAGGAGUAUUGCGGGCACUGUUGAGUGAAUAUUUUUGUGGUCUAUUUUUCUUCCUUUAUCCCAUUUGAUUGUUCUCUCUUACAGUCGUCUUCUUUUUCCCUUUUCCUGAUCUGGGUCUUGAUGAUUUCACCCUUUUUGGUAGAGAACUUGAAGAGGAAGUAUUGAGUAGUAUCAGUAAGCUUUGGUAUUAGGGAAGAAGAUUACAUCUCCAUCAUUGUUUAUAAUGAUGAUGAUGAUGAAGGAGAAGGAGAAGAAGAAGAAGUUGUUUUGCUCUUUUGACCAGAAGGAAAAAGAGAUCGGAUAGAGUAAAACAACAAAAGAAGAAAAGAGAAAAAAGCUAAAGAGCGGAGAAAAGAUGUCCCCUUUGAUGGACAUUGUUGCUUGUGAUUGUCAAUGAAAGAGAACCAGUAAGAGAGAGAGAGAGAGAGAGAGAGAGAGAGAGAGAGAGAGAGAGAGAGAGAGAGAGAGAGAGAGAGAGAAGAAACGUUUCACUUAUCCUUUCUUUUUCUUCUUUGCCGCACGCUUCUUGUUUAUGUUGGUCUUCUUCUUCUUCCCCUCAUUCUUUUUGUUUGCUUUGAAGUGGCAAAGGGUACUGGUCUUUUGUUGUCAGUUUUCUUUUACCGGCGGUUCAAAAUGCCGAUGUAUCAGCCAUCCAAUCGGAGGAGAGGGGGAGGAGGAGAGGAUUUGAAGAUGGAUGUUGGUGGUGGAGGGCAAGUUCUUGAUCUAGAAACCGCCGUCAAAGACGGCAUUUUGGGCGGCGUUACAGGCGGCGGCGUGGUUGUUGCAGAGAAAUUAGAUCUGAAGAAGAUGGUCGAGGAGCUCGAAUCCAUCGAUGUUCCAUCGGUUUUCAUCUGUCCGAUCUCGCUGGAGCCGAUGCAAGACCCUGUGACCCUCUGCACUGGUCAAACCUACGAGAGAUCCAACAUCCUCAAAUGGUUCUCGUUGGGCCACAACACUUGCCCAACUACAAUGCAGGAGCUCUGGGACGAUUCUGUCACCCCCAACAACACCCUUCAGCAGCUGAUUCACAGCUGGUUCUCCCAGAAAUACCUGGCCAUGAAGAAGAGAUCCGAGGAUGUUCAAGGUCGAGCCAUGGAGAUUUUAGAGACCCUCAAGAAAGUUAAAGGUCAAGCUCGAGUACAAGCUCUCAAGGACCUUAAACAGCUCGUCACUUCCCAUGUUUCUGCUAAGAAAACAGUCGUUGAUAAUGGCGGCGUCUCUUUGAUUUCUUCUUUGCUUGGUCCUUUCACCACACACGCCGUAGGGUCAGAAGCAAUUGGAAUCCUGGUAAGCUUGGAUCUUGAUUCAGAUUCCAAGACCAACUUGCUGCAGCCUGCGAGGAUAUCAUUAAUGGUGGAUAUGUUGAAUGAAGGGUCGAUUGAAACCAAGAUUAACUGCACGAAAUUGAUUGAAAUAUUAAUCCAAGGCAAAGAUUUCGAAUCUGUAAACGUCUCAAGCUUGAGCCUUUUGGUCGGAUUAUUGAGGUUAGUGAAGGAUAAAAGACACCCAAAUGGAGUAUUAGCUGGUCUGGGAUUGCUCAAAAAGCUCUGUUCACAUGAGUCAAUAAGGACAUCUGUUGUGACCAUUGGAGCAGUUCCUCAAUUGAUUGAGCUAUUAUCCAGCUUGAACAAUCAGUGUUUGGAAUUAGCCCUUCAUAUCUUGGAAGUCUUGUCAACACUCCCAGAAGGAAGAUUGGCUUUGAAAGAUUGUCCCAAUACCAUACCCAAUUUAGUGAAAUUGUUGAUGAGAAUCUCAGAGAGUUGCACUGAAUUCGCCUUGUCGAUUUUGUGGGCGGUUUGCAAGCUUGCGCCAGAGGAAUGUGCUUCGUUGGCGGUGGAGGCAGGGUUGGCUGCCAAGCUACUGCUAGUAAUCCAAAGUGGGUGUAACCCUGCGCUGAAGCAGCGGUCUGCGGAGUUAUUGAAAUUGUUGUGUAGUCUAAAUUACACGGCUACAAUAUUCAUUUCCAAGUGUAAGCUUACAAGAACAUUACAGUGAAGGAAAUUGGCAAAGUUUUGUCGAUAGAAAGCUCCCGUUUUAAAAUUUUUUUAAGGGCAAUUUGAAAUCUUGGGAGGGUAAGGAAGAGCUCGUGAGAUGAAGCAAUACUCAAAUGGAGUCAACUAGGUUCUCUGAGGAACCCUAGCCCUUUACCCUUUUACUCUCUCGUGUAAAUUAAGAAGUUUUAUUCUUCUGCAACCUAAAUUCAAGGAGGAGUAUAUUCAUAAUGUGAAUUCCUAAGAAUUCCCACAUGUCUUGGUUUUCCAUCCUCUGUUCAUAACCUGCCUUAUAUUUAAACUCUGGUUCCAAUAGAGCUAUUUCAAAGAUUAUGCACAGGAGAAAUGAAGGUAACGUAAGUUUCUGCAAUGAAGGUUUUUGGGGCAAGGAGGAAUUUAAAGGAAGAAAUCAGAGAUGGGUAAGAAGCCUUUUGCCUGUUGUGAUCCCUUAAUGUUCAUUGCUUCCUGGGGUUGUUAAUGGGGAUUAUGGUCUCUCUGUGAAUCUAAAGGGGGUAUUUGGUUGGCCUUGAGUUCCAAUAUUGUAGAAAUAUUUGCCUCAAUGUACAUCAAGCACUCUAUUGGUAUUCUUUAAACAUGAUCUUAAUUAUCUAAAUUCAACUUUAGAUUCAAUUGUGUUUGGAA